AUGUUUGGAAAGUUUAAGGGGCUCUUCAGUGGCCCGCAGGUGCCACAAGCUUCAGGGACCACCAGAGCGGCACCUAACCCAGCUCAAACACAGACUGCAGCUCCAGCACCAGAUGCAGCUCCGGCCAAGCAGCGGCACCAGCAGCGGCCCCCACCCCAGCAGCAACCCCAGCAGCGACCCCAGCAGCGGCCCCAGCAGCGGCACCAGCAAUGGCACAAGCAGCGGCCCCAGCAGCGGCCCCAGCAGCGGCCCCAGCAGCGGCCCCAGCUAACCCUGGUGAACCUGGAGCUGAGGGUUAUUGUUUCCACCUUCAGACAAGAUGCUCCUCCUCCUCCUCCAAUCGUCAUCAACCAAUAUUCAGACGAGCAGCUCAGGGCAAUCGUGGUGAAGAUGAGAGAGAGGCUGCAGCUUUGUAGGGAGAAGGUGGUGGAUAAAUAUGCAUCGUCUCCAGAGAUCAGCCCUCCUGUCACUCCUCUGCUCCCUAAAGACCACUAUGCUAAGGUGGUGGAGGAGAGGAAGAGGCAGGCAGAAGAGGAUCGCAUAAAAAAGGAGGAGGCUGACAAGAAAAAGAAGGAGGAACAGGAGAAGAAGAAAAAGGAGGACGAGCAGAAGAAAAAAGAGGAGGAGGAGAAGAAGAAAGCAGAGAGUAAGGAGGAGGAGAAGGAGGAGAAGGAGAAGAAGAGCCUGAAGAUUCGGUUUGAAGAGGCCGCAUGGUCCUCAAUAGACCUGGUCCUGGAGCCGGUGGAGGACCAGAUGGACUCGGUGCUGGGGACCACCAUCGACCCGUUCACAGACCGCCAUUACAUAGCCUGGCUCAGCCUGGUCACUCUGGCCUUCAACUACAACACGUGGUUCAUGACGGCCCGCCUCUGCUUCCCCUACCACACCCAGACCAGCAUCCCGUUCUGGUUUGCUCUGGAUCUACUUGCAGACCUGAUCUACCUCACAGACUCCAUCUUGUUCCAGGCCAGGAAACAGUUUGUCAAAGGAGGAGACAUCAUUAAAGACCGAGUGAUGACCAAGAAGAACUACAGAGACUCCAACAGAUUCACAAUGGACAUGGUGUCCCUCAUCCCUUUCGACCUGCUCUACUUACAGUUUGGCUUUAAAUCCAUCUUCAGAGCCAAUCGUCUGCUCAAGGCAGACACGUUCUUUGAGUUCAGUGACCGUCUGGAGAGCAUCAUGGCCAAAGCUUACAUCUGGAGAGUGAUCCGGACCAUCGGAUACCUGCUCUUUAUGCUCCACAUCAACGCCUGCUUCUACUACGUGGCCUCAGACUAUCAGGGCAUCGGGUUGACCAAAUGGGUCUACUCGGGCCUGGGCAGCGCGUACCUGCGUUGUUACUACUUCGCUGUCCGCAGUCUGAUCAACAUCGGGGGUCUACCUGAACCUCACACCGUCUUUGAGAUCUCCUUUCAGAUGACAAACUUUUUCACGGGCGUCUUUGUGUUCUCCAGUUUGAUUGGACAGAUGAGGGAUGUCAUCGGAGCAGCCACAGCAGGUCAGACCUAUUUCAGGUCCUCCAUGGACAACACCGUGUCCUACAUGGUCAACAACCGCAUCCCCUCUCAGGUCCAGAACCGAGUCCGCACCUGGUACACCUACACCUGGGACGCUCAGGGCAUGCUGGACGAGUCUGAGCUGCUGGAUAAGAUGCCGCUGGUGAUGAAAACCGCCAUCGCUGUGGACAUCAACCUCUCCACCUUCCAGAAGAUCGAUCUGUUCAAGGGCUGUGACCAGCAGAUGUUGGUGGACAUGUUGCUGAGACUCAAAUCUAUCAUCUAUCUACCCGGAGACUUUGUGGUCAAGAAGGGAGACAUUGGUAAAGAGAUGUACAUCAUAAAGGGCGGGGCGGUGCAGGUGGUGGGAGGACCUGACAACAGCAUCGUGUUUGUCACGCUGAAGGCCGGCUGUGUGUUCGGAGAGAUCAGUUUAUUGCAGUCGUCCAAAGACGGAGGAAACAGGCGAACGGCAAACGUAAAAGCUUACGGCUUCGCUAACCUCUUCGUCCUGGAGAAGAAGGACCUGUUUGACAUCCUGGUCCACUACCCCGAGUCUCAGAAAGUUCUGGCCAGGAAGGGACGGAAGUUAAUGAAGGCCAAGGGUCCUGCAGCCGCUAAAGUAGAUGAAGAUAAGAAGAAAGGACUCGCUCUGUUUGGACCCAAACCUCCAACGCCCAAACUGCUGCGAGCAUUUGGAGGAAAUUUUAACAAAGGACUUAUCGAGAAAAUGAAGAGUACCGCUGCAGGCCAAUGAGGACUAUGAGGAGAAUCACUUUAUGACUCCUUUUUGGGAGUCAGUGUACAGUUUGAUGUUAACCCUUUGAGUUUGAUUUUAACCCUUUGAGUCCUGUUUUGUACCGAGUGUUUUAAAAGAAAUAUUUUGUUAUAUGUAAACGUGAAAAAUCUGACCAUAUAUGAGACUCAUAUAUAUAUGACCAUAUGAGAACAUCAAAUAAUGCCAUCUUAGGUAAUGUGAGAGAAAGACUAAGCAGCUCUGGUUAAAAUGUUUGUUGAGAGGUAGCUAUAAACCAUUACAAAACUGAACUCACUGAUCUGGAGGUCAGAGUUGAAUUGCAUCAUGCACGAGUGAAAACAGUGAUUUAAACUUCUAAAGUGAGUGUUUAAAUUUGUAUGAAAUUUAAAGCAUGCAGACAGUUUAAAUUGUACUACAGUGGAUGUAAACAUGUGACUGAACGUCCUCUGUUGUCAGUUCUAAACCUGAACUCUGUACAUUUCUUCAUCUUCUCCGCAUGCAGAUAAAUAACACUCACUGUAUGA
Molecule: messenger RNA, 2780 nt
Organism: Labrus bergylta (ballan wrasse)
Lineage: Eukaryota; Metazoa; Chordata; Actinopteri; Labriformes; Labridae
Source: RefSeq, a predicted model, not a curated record